UUAAAGCCUACACACUGUAAUGCACAAACCUUCAGUUUAUCUGAUAUUACCUAAAGGAAGUAUCUGAAAUCAGCAGUAAAUCUGUCACUCAAGUUUAUCAGGAAAGAAGCCUAUGAAAGAAGCAAAAUUCAGCCAUGUUGAAACUCUAAAUCCUUGAUGGGUGUGUUUUACAGCUCUCUGGCCUGCUACAGGACUUCAGCUGUGACCUGCAGAAGGACACCACAGGGAAGCUACUCGAGACAUUCAUAGUUCCUGGUCAGAGCAAGCCAUGACGAGGACUUCUACAUGCAUAUACCACUUUUCUGUUUUGAGCUGGUAUAUUUUCCUCAAUUUUUAUAUAUCACAAAAAGGAGAGGAUCAGCAGAAAUCCAAAAUCUUUCCAAAUGACGGACAAUGGAAGUACUUGACAUUCCUUAAUCUGUUCUUACAGGCCAUUUUCUAUGGGGUGGCCUGCCUGGAAGACGUGCUGAAAAGAACUGAAGGGAAAAAAGACAUAAAGUUUGUAACUGCCUUCAGAGACCUGCUUUUCACCACACUGGCUUUUCCAAUAUCUGCUGUAAGUUACAAAGAUGUGCAGUUUGUAUUUUUGUCAUUCUGGAUCAUCUUCCUCUAUGAUCGAGAACUUGUUUACCCUAAGGCCAUAGAUGAUAUCUUUCCAGGAUGGCUGAAUCAUGCAAUGCACACAGCCAUACUGCCCUUCUCACUGGUCGAAAUCAUCCUCAGGCCACACUGCUAUCCACUGAAGACGAAAGGACUCACCUUGUUUGCUGCUGUUAGCCUCGCUUAUAUAAGCAGGGUUCUAUGGAUCUACUCUGAGACAGGUACAUGGGUAUAUCCUGUGUUUGCCAAACUCAGCCCAGUGGGUCUAGCAGCCUUCUUCUUGCUCAGCUACAUCCUUGGUGUCAGCAUCUACCUACUUGGAGAGAAGCUUAACCACUGGAAAUGGGGUGACAUGAUGCAGCAGAGGAAGAAGAGGAAGUGAUUAGAUGCUUUUCCAAGAACUAAGAAGGAAGAAAACACAAGAGUUUUUUUCAUUUUUUUUUUCCCCCCUGGUGAGGGGACAUGGUGGUGCAACAUAGAAAGGCAGUAAGGACAGGGUAUGAUAUUUAAAUAAAUAAGAAGGUUAUGAAGGUAGCUUAAUUUGAAGACUCCUGAUUUUUUGAAACUUUUCCUGGACACACCCAAAACAACUCCAACUGUCUCAGAAUUUAUUACCUCUGUCUGACUUCUGCGGAGGAUGGUCUGUGGUCAACAUGUGGCUAAAGACCAAAGGAACUCAUGUAUAUGCAGUGUUAGAGAAUGUUUAGAGAGAAAAAGGGACUUAGGAUCAUUCAAACUCUUCACUUUCCAGAGGAGGAUGCUGAGGACCUAGAUGAGAAGUUACCUGCAUGAGACCAAAGAGUUUGUAUCAGAACUAAGACAACAGCUUUUGUCUCCCAGAUUUUCUAACUCCCAGUCCUGUGCCAUUUUUUUAAUAAUCCUAAUUUUCCCAAAAAGAAGCACUUUCAUAAGCUAGUUAUUUUCAUGGAUUUCUCAUCUUUUUUUUCUCAAUCUAGAUAGAAAUGUAGGGUGGUGGCUGUUUCUGACGAUGUCUAAUAUAAUAGCAAAUUAAUUGGGGCAAAAAUAUUGAGAAAUAUGUUUCUCUUAUAAGCAAGCAUUUGGGGCAGGUAAACACUGAAUAUAGGGACAUUGUCAAAAUCUUUUCCAUGAACAUUAAUUCAUCAAAUAAAUGUACAUUUCACUUGGGGAAUAAUCUGGAUGGCAAAUGAUAAUGACUGUGAGGACUGCUAAGACUGCUUUGGUACAAAGCUCUUUGCUAAAUUAGUUCACGGUGUAACAAAGCUGAUUGUCAGGUGAUUAACAAGUGCAUUCAUAAAUCCUGCUUUGAUUUUCCCAGAGGAUUUUUCUGGGUCUUUAUUUACAGACACAUUUUGUAAAGAAUACAAAUGACUAGUGGUAGGUAAACACCACCAAGUCUGUUGAUGUGUCAAUAGGCCCAUGUAGGUUGUAUGUGGAUACCAGAGUAAAUUGUACUUGGGCUUCCCAAUUGAACAUUACACAAGAUAAAUACACUGACACCCAGGGCAGUCUUGAAGGGUUAGGGAAGGGAGCAGAAUAUCCCAAUGGGGUGGGCGGUCCAAGGGCCCACUACGACAGGCACCAAGAAACCCACUCAAUCUCUACUCCUCUUCUAGGGUUACACAAAUAUGAGCCUUAAGUCUUUCUGAAUUAAGCUGGGAACACCAUCUCUUUUCCCACACCUGCUACUUCUUGAUUGCUCCAAGCACCUGGUCUCAGCAGGAGCCCAGGAGUAGUUAUCACACGGUGGAAAUUCUCCAAAUGUGAAGCCCUCAGGGGAUCACUCAAAUUUUUCCACACCCCAAAGAUGACUCAGGCUGCAUACUUCUCAGAGUCAUAGUAAGCCCUUGGCUGGGAUGAGCCUGCAUAUUUCUAUUUGUGGCUUCAGUGACCAAAUUAAACCCUGAUUGCUGCA
This is a messenger RNA of Sus scrofa (pig), 2494 nucleotides long. The record is from RefSeq and is a predicted model, not a curated record. NCBI's taxonomy places the organism in Eukaryota, Metazoa, Chordata, Mammalia, Artiodactyla, Suidae.